Messenger RNA from Menidia menidia (Atlantic silverside), 1599 nucleotides. The record is from the annotation of a GenBank genome assembly. NCBI's taxonomy places the organism in Eukaryota, Metazoa, Chordata, Actinopteri, Atheriniformes, Atherinopsidae.
AUGUCUGCGCACUUUUACCAGAUGAGCUCCAACAUUCUGGGGGACACGGUGGGGAAAAUGUCCGACAACCUGACAUCUCUGGUGCUGGCAGCAUCAGUCUUCACCCUCACAGUCGGAUAUGUCUCCAAACAGCUGCUCAGACACUCAGCUGAGAAAGAUGAGAAGCAUCCGCCUUACAUCCCCUCCAGCAUUCCCUUCCUUGGUCAUGCCAUUGCAUUUGGAAAAAGCCCCAUUGAAUUUCUAGAGGAUGCAUAUGAAAAAUACGGGCCCGUGUUCAGCUUCACCAUGGUGGGGAAGACCUUCACCUACCUGCUGGGCAGCGAGGCGGCCACCCUGAUGUUCAACAGCAAGAACGAGGACCUGAACGCCGAGGACGUCUACUCCAAGCUGACCACUCCGGUGUUCGGCAGAGGGGUGGCCUACGACGUGCCCAACCCCGUGAGUGUCCCCCCCGCAGAGCGCCCCGGCCUCGUCCAUCCCCGCCAUCUCUCCGCGGGGAAAAAGCUGACCCAGUCCCUGCCCUUUUCCCUUCCGCAGAUCUUCCUGGAACAGAAGAAGAUGCUGAAGACGGGGCUGAACAUCGCUCAUUUCAGGGAGCACGUUGAGCUGAUUGAGGCGGAAACCAUCGAGUACUUUCAGAGAUGGGGAGACAGUGGGGAGAGAAACCUGUUCGAGGCUCUGUCGGAGCUGAUCAUCCUGACAGCCAGCACCUGUCUUCACGGGAAGGAGAUCCGCAGCAUGCUGAACGAGCGCGUGGCCCAGCUCUACGCCGACCUGGACGGCGGCUUCAGCCACGCCGCCUGGCUCCUGCCCACCUGGCUGCCCUUACCCAGCUUCAGGAAGAGGGACAAAGCGCACAUAGAGAUCAAAAACAUUUUCUUCAAGGUGAUUCAGAAACGCAGGGUUUCUGGGGAGAAAGUGGACGACAUUUUGCAGACCCUCAUCGACGCCACCUACAAAGACGGCCGGCCGCUGAGCGAUGAGGAGAUCGCGGGUAUGCUGAUCGGCCUCCUCCUGGCCGGCCAGCACACGUCGUCCACCACCAGCGCCUGGAUGGGCUUCUUCCUGGCCAGAGACAAGGCUCUGCAGGAGCGCUGCUACGCCGAGCAGAGGGCCGUGUGCGGGGAGGACCUGCCCCCCCUCGACUUCGACCAGCUGAAGGACCUGAGCCUGUUGGAGCGCUGCCUGAAGGAGACCCUGCGGCUCCGCCCCCCCAUCAUGACCAUGAUGAGAAUGGCCCGCACGCCUCAGACGGCAGCGGGCUACACGAUCCCCGUGGGCCACCAGGUCUGCGUCUCCCCGACGGUCAACCACCGCCUGCACGACACCUGGGCCGAGAGGAUGGAGUUCCAGCCCGACCGCUACCUCCACGAGAACCCCGCCGCCGGGGAGAAGUUCGCCUACGUCCCCUUCGGCGCCGGCCGCCACCGCUGCAUCGGAGAAAACUUCGCCUACGUGCAGAUCAAAACCAUCUGGUCCACCAUGCUGCGCCUGUACGAAUUUGACCUGGUGGACGGAUACUUCCCCACAAUCAACUACACCACCAUGAUCCACACCCCGCACAACCCCGUCAUCAGAUACAAGAGGAGGAAGCAGUGA